Molecule: messenger RNA, 2917 nt
Organism: Drosophila suzukii
Lineage: Eukaryota; Metazoa; Arthropoda; Insecta; Diptera; Drosophilidae
Gene: jumu
Product: Forkhead box protein N4 jumeau
Biological process (GO): regulation of transcription by RNA polymerase II
Molecular function (GO): transcription cis-regulatory region binding; DNA-binding transcription factor activity, RNA polymerase II-specific
Source: RefSeq, a predicted model, not a curated record
UCUCUCAACUCUGAACUCGACGGCGGCAACAGAGAAAUUCUACAUUUAUUUUUCUCUCAAAUUUCGACCGUGGCGGGUUAGUUUUGCGCGACUCCGAAUCGAAUCCGACGAGGCCGGUGUUGUUGAUAGCUCGAUAGUUAGCGAUAUUCGGGCGCCAUGAACGAAGGGUCCUUCCGUGGGAAAUAGAAAUCGAGAGGUGUGCUCAAAUCGCGGAUUGGAAUUCCCGGGAACAACGGUGUUUCUUGCCCGUGUUUCACUUUGUGCGCGAAAAGAACCGUUGAACGGUUGCUGGAAAUACAGAGUACAGGAGGAGAAGAGGACGACCGAAACUCGGGCGAAGUCAACGCAAAUCGUCGAUCAAAACAAAGUGCAUGCUUAAAACGGAAACUAUCAACAUGUUCGAACUGGAGGAUUAUUCGAGCGGCAUACAUGAGGGUUUCUUCAGCAAAUACGCGGAUGCGGCUGGACCCUCGCUGGACUUCUAUGUGUCCGACUCGAUGCAGGAGAUGCUGAACGUGGACAUUCGCGCAGAGAUUGCAAAUGUGGUGGGCAGUUCCAGCAGCGACCUCACCGCAUCCCUGGAUCAGACCUUGGAGGCUAUCUCCGCGAUCAAUAACACCCAGUGCAAUGGAAACAGCAGCCAGUCGGCUUCCUACAAUACCAACACAAACUUCCUGACCAGCAGCGCACUUCACGCCUCGCCCACGGCCAAAUGGAUGGGUUCAUCGGCCAGUUUUUGGUCCAACAGCGAUUACUAUGCGGAUCUGGGCGCAUGCGUAAACCCCAUUUCCGUAAUGCCACUGAUAAACUCGUCUUCCGGAUCCGGAAUGUUCUCGCCAAAGAGAAACAAAACAGCCACAUGCACUCAGGGAAGGGCGGGAGCGGUGCCCUCGUCUCCCACCGCCGAGAGAGAUCAUCCCAAGUCCCAUCUGACCUUCUCGCCGGCCCAAAUGAAGGUCAGUGCAGGGUCCAUGCGGCGGGAGCAGGUUAUGGCCCACAUUCCCAAGCAAAUAUCGGUGGUUACUGGAACCGGUACCACAGCGCCCGCCACAAUGGCCACAAAUUCGGCGCUUCAACGCCGUAAUUCCUCAGCCGUAGAUGCAGUACGCAAGGAUUUGGGCACAGAGCUGCGCAAAGCACAGUCCAGUCCGGUACCCAACUCAGUGGAGGAGCUGGGCAAGGGAAAGGGAUCCACACUGCUCAGCGCAGGAGUUGGAGCCACCAACACAAUUAAACUGGCACCCGGCAUCGGCGGUCUGACCUUUGCCAACAGCGUUGCAUACCAGAAGUUGAAGCAAACCUCUUCCGUCAAGUCACCAGGAGGCAUCUCGCCAGGAGCGGGAUCGAAUAUGGGCAUCAAGCGGGAGGAUUCGAACAAGCGAGGACUGCAGGCCAGCACCACACCAAAGAGUAUCGCCUCGGCGGCCAACUCGCCGCACCAUCAAAUGCAAAGCAACUACAGUCUGGGAUCACCCUCGUCCCUGUCCUCUUCAUCGGCAUCUUCGCCCCUGGGAAAUGUCAGCAACCUGGUCAAUAUAGCGAAUAAUAACAGCACUGGAGGUGGUGCCGGUUUGGUGAAGCCCCUUCAGCAAAAGGUCAAGCUGCCAGCGGUAGGCAGUCCGUUUCCCAAGCCAGCCUACUCAUACUCCUGCCUCAUCGCUCUGGCCCUCAAGAAUUCGCGUGCAGGAUCACUGCCCGUCUCGGAAAUUUACAGUUUCCUCUGCCAGCAUUUCCCCUACUUCGAGAAUGCCCCCAGUGGCUGGAAGAACAGUGUGCGUCACAAUCUGUCCCUCAACAAAUGCUUCGAGAAGAUCGAGAGACCAGCCACGAAUGGUAAUCAGCGAAAGGGCUGCCGUUGGGCCAUGAAUCCUGAGCGCAUUAACAAGAUGGACGAAGAGGUGCAGAAGUGGUCGCGCAAGGACCCGGCUGCUAUACGCGGAGCCAUGGUCUAUCCUCAGCACCUGGAGUCCUUGGAAAGGGGAGAGAUGAAACACGGAUCGGCUGAUUCCGAUGUGGAACUGGACUCGCAGUCAGAGAUCGAGGAAUCCUCGGAUCUCGAGGAGCAUGAAUUUGAGGACACCAUGGUGGAUGCCAUGCUGGUGGAGGAGGACGAGGAGGCCGAGGAGGAGGAUGACGACGAUGAGCACAUACUCAGCGAGUUCGAAGCUGAGGACGAACGUCAAUCCCUCGCUAAUGGAAACCAGUCGAAUAACCACCUGCCCAUCGAUCACGCACUGCUUGCCCAGAAAACCAACGACUUUGAUAUAGAGGUGGACGAUCUGUACGAUGCCAUCGACAUCGAGGACGACAAGGAGGCAGUGCGUCGAGUCCUUACCAACGGUCAAGCGCAGCACAUAAUCGAAUUGAAUCCGGCCGAUUUGAAUGCUACCGAUGGCUACCACCAGCAGCAGCCUCCAUCGAAGCGGGCUCGCGUAGACAUCAACUAUGCGAUUGGCCCGGCUGGUGAACUGGAGCAGCAGUAUGGUCAGAAGGUGAAGGUGCAGCAGGUCACACAGCCGCAGCAGCAUCCGCCCACCUACAACCGGCGGAAGAUGCCGCUGGUCAACCGCAUCAUCUAGAGCGGGGCGCAGCCCCCCAACACAUUACAUUAAUCACUUAGUGCUAGGUCUUUGGUAUAUAAGGAACCCUUGCUACGCUUAAACUUAAUCCCUAAGGCCCCCCUCAUCCAAUAUCGAAUAUCAGUUUUCGGUUUCGUGUGCAGAGCCCAAUAAUGUUAUUUAAUCCCCCUCACUUUAUUUGUAGUUCAGUUAGGCUGUCGGUUGAUUUUAAAUCUCGAUUCGAGCCCGAGCCAACUGAAAAAGAAUGAGAGCUUGUGCCCUCUGUUUUUGGUUAAUUUGAAUCUUUUCUUUUCUUUAGUCGCUUCUCGAAUAAAUCUUUAUAAAUAAUGUUACACAAA